UAGUUAGCAGGAAGUAUGUUGAAUCCGUGGAGAAAAAAAUGACCGAAGAACCAAAGUCGGUUGUUGAUCUGAAAAAAUAACAAGUCUCCUAAAUGAGAACGCAAAUGCUGCGUUUUUCAGGUUCGGCAUCAUUCGCUCGGGUGCAAAGAACGUCAUUAAACGGUGCUCUUCCAGUGCCUGCUCCGUGUCCAGAUCCUUCCGGUGCUGCCCUGACGGGGUGGUAUUGAAUGGCUGAAAGAGAAGACUUUCUUCAGCUCUGGGAAGAAAAUGGUUGACACCACAGAAUCCAAGAGCUAAGACUCUAUUUUACUCUUGUCUACUUUGUUUAUUAUCUUGAGACUUGAAUACCCCUUAAAUGUAUACGCCUACUAUGGCAAUGCAUGAUAUGAGCCGUGUCAAGGGUUUCCCCUGUAAAGAGUGUGAUAUGGUUUGCCCCAGUACCCCUAGUCUGUUAGAACACAUGAAGGCUCACUACCAGCAAGAAGAGAAUGGCAGGUUUGAGUGUGAGCAAUGUGGCCGCAUCUAUAAGCAUGCUGGCAGCCUGGCCAACCAUAAGAAAUCCCAUGAAGUGGGUUCCUUUCAGUGCCCAGUCUGCACCAGAACCCUGCCCAAUGCUGUGGCUCUGAAGAACCACCUCCGUAUCCACACCCUAUCCCCAAGCAGUGCCCAGGCAGAGGAAGACGGCGGUGACGAAGGCGCUGAAGACGGACAUGAUGAGAGGAACUAUGGUCUUGCACAGGACCUGUCUGAUGGCUUUGCCCGCAGUCACCUGAACAACAGUGGAAUGGGUCAUGGUGUGAUGUCACAUGACCCAGAUGAUCAUAAGAAGUCACCUGUAACCGAUGAUGCCUGGGAUCGUCCAUUCAAAUGCGAUCAGUGUGAUAGAACCUACCGCCACCAUGGGAGCCUGGUUAAUCACAAGAAAUGUCAUCAGGAAGGGGCGUUCAAGUGCACCGUCUGUUACAAGCAGUUCAACAACCUGGCUGCUCUCAAUGGUCAUGAGCGAACCCACUCAAAGUUUAAGACUCCUGGAGCAUCGAUGGUUAACAACAUACACGAUUCUGUGACUGAUCAGCGUUCGUCUGCGCCCCAAACCGAUGAUGCAGCUAACUGCUUCUGCCACCUGUGCCAGGUAGCUUUGCCCAACAAGAGUGACUUCCAGGAGCACAUCCUGUUGCAUAAUGCAGCCUCCUCUUCACUGGGUCUUUCCCGUAGUUUCCCUGGGAUAAUGGCGCACAAUCUCAGCGCUGUCCGCUCCCCAGCAUACACACCUGCCCUGGGUGACCCUCUGCCGCUUCCUCCUUUGCCAAAUGAUAAACGUGGCCCCUUUGACCCAAUGCUUGGCCCUCCUGUCAAUAACCCCAUUUACACUUGUGCAUACUGUGGGGCUGGGCAUCCUGAUCUGGAGAGCCUCAAAGUUCACUACCUGACCCAUGACCCCCACCCAGGCUCCCAUGGUCAGGAUGGUAUCCUGAACACUGAUGGGAUUGGCUCUAACUCUAACCCAUCACCAUCUGGAGAGAGAGUGCAAUCUUCUUCUGAUGAUGGCGAACGUCGUUUCAAGUGUCAGGAUUGUGGGAAAAGCUACCGCCAUGCUGGAAGCCUGGUCAACCACAAGCGCUCCCACCAGACUGGCCUCUACCAGUGCACCAUCUGCUGCAAGCAGUAUCCGCACUUGGCAGCCUUGCAUAGCCACCUCCGCAGCCAUAAGGGAAGAACAUCCAACCAAUCAUCCCUCAACACUGAAGGCGACUGGCUCUCCUCUGAACCCCUGACACUUGACUCUCAGAAUAGUUAUGUGCAGGAGGGGAGCGGCGCAACCACCCCCAUCUCCCUCCCUGGAAAUCUUGGUGACGCUGCUCACUUUGUACCUGAUGGUGGCCACAGCAGCGGUUUGGAUUCACUGGAGUUCCAUGAUCGAUUUGAUGGCUCCCUUGCCCAGAGCAACUCUGGGCACUCCCCUCUUCCCCAGAACCACCGCCAGGCUGAUAGACACAUGUGCACUGACUGUGGAGAGAUGUACGGGGACAUAUCUGGCAUCAAGUCUCACAUGUGCCCCCAACGGCGACAGAACCAGGGGAUGUCCAAUGGAUUCAUGGGAAACAUGAGUGGCUACAACAGUCCUGGAGGCGCUGCUCUCCCUUCAGGUGGAGGAAAUGUGAAAGAGAGCAAUGGACAGCGCUCUCAGUAUGGUUCUCAGUCCCAUGCCCAAGGAGGGGGAAAAAGGAUGAAUAAAGAAGAUGAUGAUGAUGGUGAAGUGUACCAGUGCUCGGUGUGUGGAAACCAUUAUGCCAGCCUCAGAGCUCUGAGGAGUCAUCUGCGCAGCCAUGCUAACAAUCCCACAGGGCCUGGGACUUCGGCACUUUCUCCUAACGGUGAGGCAGACUGGAGGAUUAUCUGCAGCACCUGUGGCCAGAGCUUCUCCAGAAAGCAAGACCUGUUAAACCACCAACUGAUUCAUGGGCCACAAAGGUCAGAUGCAGCAGCGCAGAGCAUGGGGGCCGAUCCCACCACUACUAAUGGCAAAAUGGAUGGUGAUGGGAGGAAUCACAUUUGCGUUGACUGUGGCAUGUUCUUUGCUGAUCGCCAUCACCUGAUCACUCACCUGUGUCCUGGAAAGGGAAGAGGAGGAGUGCUGAGCAAAGAAGGGUUGAAUGGCGCUAAAGGGAUGACUGGCGGAGAUGGAGUUAGUGGAGUUGGAGGACCUGGAGGCAGUCGUGAUAUGGGAGGACAGGACCGUAGACAACAGAUGCCAGAUUCGGAGGAUCGGCCCCAUAAAUGUGACCAGUGUGGAAGGGGCUACAGGCACCCUUGCUCCCUGCUCAACCACAAGAAAUCUCACAAGACCGGAGUCUUCAGAUGCCUUGUCUGCCAGAAGCGCUACUACAACCUGCUGGCCCUUAAGAACCACCAGAGGACCCACUUUGAUUUAAAAAGCAAGGCUGCCGCUGGCACAGGGAGAAGCGGUCCCCAAGUGGCACCCGAUUCCGAAACGAUGGCUUUACUUGAAUGGCACAAGUGUGAGGAGUGUGGGAAGGCCUUCAAGAUCCAGAAGCAGCUGGAAAACCACCUUCGGCUACAUGAAGAACACCGAGCAAAGGCUCACGCCCAGCUCGCAAAACUAGGCAAUGGAAGGUAUCAAGGAGGACCCUCUGGCAUGCAGGCCAUGAGAGGAGAAUCGUCCAAAUCCCAGAACCCUGGCAUGGGGGAAGUCAAGUAUGGACAACAACAACAAGGCUUCAAGCAACCCUACUCAGAGGCUGGCACUUCAAGGGCUCAGAAUUUUGAUCUACAAGAAGGGGGACGACGACCCUUCGCCUGUGACGAGUGCGGACGGAGCUAUCGUCAUGCAGGUAGCUUGGCCAAUCACAAGAAUCUUCACAAAAUUGGCGAGUAUCACUGCAAUGUCUGCAACUCCACUUACCCGAACCGCCUGGCCAUGAAAAACCAUCUGCGUCUUCAUUUUGCCCUCAAGAAGCACACUUGCCAGGAAUGUGGCAAAGGAUUCCGUACCCAAAAGCAGCUGACCACCCACCACUCUGCACAGCUCUGCAAGGGGGCUGCAGGAGCUGUUGCUCAAAUGGAUUACGAGUGUGAUGGGUGCUGCGAGGGUUUCGCUACUGCAGACCAGCUGGCUGCACACGACUGCCCUGCUCAGCAGCUCCCUUCGUCCUCUGCCUCCCUCAACAGCUCAAGCCUCAGCAUCGAUGGGGCUGACCUUGUGCCAGAUGAACGCCCCUACAGCUGUGACAUCUGCAACUGCUCUUACAAACAUGCCAGCAGCCUGCUGAACCACAAGCACACACACAAGACGGGCACCUUCACUUGCACCUACUGCGACAAGCCGUACUCCAACUACAUGGCGCUGCGCAACCACAUGCGCAUCCACACGCAGAAGAAGAGGCACAUCUGCCACCACUGUGGGAAAGCAUUCCGGCUAGCCAGAUUCCUCCGCAAUCACCAGAAGGUCCAUGAGGAGGGCCACACACGCUUUGGCUGCACCAGCUGCGGGAAGAGCUUCCAGGGGAGGUCAGGCCUGGCGAGGCACCGCUGCGGGGAGAACCAGGUAGGCAAGGAGGGCAGGAGGAUGGCCACUGCAAGCACGACAGGGGGAGAAGAGUGCCGGUACACAUGUGACCAGUGUGGCCGCUCCUACGCCCAUGCCAGCUCCCUCCUCAACCACAAAAACACCCACACCGUCGGCAUUUACCACUGUGCCGUGUGCCUCAAGACCUAUUCCAACCUCCUGGCCCUCAAGAACCACCGGCGCAUCCAUUCAGAGAUACGGCGUCACCGCUGCCCAGAAUGCGGCAAGGCUUUCCGUGUCUCCUCCCAGCUCAACAGCCACCGUCGCGUCCACCUAAAGGAGAGGGAGCUAACUUGUGGCCCCUGCCAGCGCAGCUUCCCCAGCCAGGCCAGCUUCCGGCUCCACCAGGAGAUCUCCCACGGCCAAGCCCCCAGGCCCCCCCAGCAGAAACAGGCCAGGGCUGGGGGAGCCUCUGGGGGCACAUCCGGGGGCGGGAGCUCAGGCCUUAACUGGGACUCCGGCCUGGAUCUCACGCUGUUGCAGGCCCAAGGACUGGUCCCCAAUGGACUACCCAAAAUGAACUCCCUGUCCUUCCAAGGCCCCAGUGGCAGCAGGAGCCGUGGGGCGACGGGGACCAAGUCGCACGUCUGCAACCAGUGCGGCCGCGGCUACCUCCACGCCAGCUCCCUCCUCAACCACAAAAACAGUCACAAAACAGGCGCCUACUUCUGUAACUCCUGUCAGAAGGAGUUUCCCAACCUGAUGUCCCUCAAGAACCACCGGCGCAUUCACACUGAGCCCAAACGUUUCCAGUGCCCUGACUGCGGAAAGUCCUUCCGUGUGUCCACCCAGCUCAUCUGCCACAGGCGCAUCCACACAAAGGAAAAGCCCUUUUCCUGCCAGCAAUGCGACAAGCGCUUCUCCAGCAAGUCCAACCUGCGCCACCACCAGAAGGUGCACUGGAGCAGCUCAGCGCCCCCCACCAUGGCCAUGGGCGCUGCCAGCUUCUUGGGUCAUCCACCAAUUGGCGCAGGGAGACCACACAAGUCGCAUGUCUGCGACCAGUGCGGCCGUGGUUACCGCCAUGCCGGAUCCCUCCAGAACCACAAGAACGUCCACAAGACAGGUGCCUAUUUCUGCAGCUCUUGUCAGAAGGAGUUCUCCAACCUGAUGGCUCUCAAGACCCAUCGGCGCAUCCACACUGAGGUCAAAUGCCACCGGUGCUCAGAUUGUGGAAAGGCCUUUCGUGCGCCUAGCCAACUCAUCGUCCACCAGCGCAUUCACACCCAGGAGAAGCCCUUCUCCUGCCAGCAAUGCACCAAACGCUUCUCCAGCAAGUCGAACCUGCGCCACCACAUGAAGUUGCACUGGAGCGGCUCAGCGCCUUCCAGUUUCCUGGGUAAACCGGUAAUUGGUGCGGGGGCCAAGUCGCACGUCUGUGACCAGUGUGGACGUGCUUACCGCCAUGCUAGCUCCCUCCUCAACCACAAGACCAUCCACAAGACUGGCGCUUAUUUCUGCACCUCCUGUCAAAAGGAGUUUCACAAUCUGAACGCCCUCAAGAACCACCGACGCAUCCAUACGGAGACCAAGCGCUACGAGUGCCCGGAGUGCGGAAAGUCCUUCCGUGUGUCCACCCAGCUCAUAAUCCACAGGCGCAUCCACACCAAGGAGAAACCCUUCUCCUGCCAGCAAUGCGACAAGCGCUUCUCCAGCAAGUCCAACCUGCGUCACCACAUGAAGUGGCAUUGGGGCAGCUCAGCGCGACCUGUGCGCACCAAUGUGUCUGUGGCUGCUAUCAGUGCCACCCUCUUGGCUCUGCCGCAACCCAUAUCUAUACAAAGUAUGGGUGGGGGUGGGGAAAGGGGAAGCAUUGAAAUGCCAAGGUUCUGGAGGUGCCAAAACUCUUCUUCACCCUCCUUCUCAUUCACCACCAUCCCACCUUUGUUAUAGACUGUGAUUUUCAUAGAGCAGGUUAUGUGGUUUAGACGCGCAAGGCCCUGCAUGCGACCCCAGAGAAGGGGAAAAAGUGGACUUGACAUGGACACUACACUGGUUAGGAUACAGGUUGCAAAAUCUUCACCCAUCUAAUCAGUUAGCUGUGCUUAAUGCAUUCACUCGAUGGCCUUUGCUAGUGUACAACAACCCUUCCGCCUGCAAUGGUACACCAGGAUUACUGGUAAAAAAAAAAAGAGUCGAUAUUGAGGUUUUGGGAUUGUUCCUACACAUCAUAACAUCCCGUCUGUUAAUCUUCAGUGAAGCCUUUGCUUGCGGCUUUUGUUGUCAUACAGUAUAAAAGACAUUGAAGAGUAACUCAUGGAUUUUAAACAUAUGCGCAAUAUGUUGGAUUAAAGAGUUGAGAUGUACUUUGACAUUUGACAUUGUAAAGAUUGAGUGUUAACGGUGAAUGUAGUAAUAUAGAACU
Salvelinus namaycush (lake trout) is the source of this 6452-nucleotide messenger RNA. RefSeq names its product zinc finger protein 646-like. NCBI's taxonomy places the organism in Eukaryota, Metazoa, Chordata, Actinopteri, Salmoniformes, Salmonidae. Gene Ontology annotation, molecular function: DNA-binding transcription factor activity, RNA polymerase II-specific; RNA polymerase II transcription regulatory region sequence-specific DNA binding. The record is from RefSeq and is a predicted model, not a curated record. Gene Ontology annotation, biological process: regulation of transcription by RNA polymerase II. Gene Ontology annotation, cellular component: nucleus. The transcript has 7 exons. Bases 356 to 5980 code for a protein of 1874 amino acids.